GACGCGUUCCGAGGCUUCAUUGUGCAAAACCAAUGCCUGCAAAACAGGCUAAACUACCACAAGUUUCACAAAUAUACUUUUGUUGAAGGAAGCAUGUCGCAAGCUACAAUACCAUUUAUUUGCUGACGAGAACGUGUAGAUCUGCGAAUCUACGUCGACAAGCCAUUUUGUCCGUAAUCAGAACGGCGUUAGCGGCGGCGACGAUGGCGUACAGUUCCGCUAUGGCGACUAGCAACUGUUCGGAACAGUCGAUGCAAACGCGUAAGCAAGCCGUUCGAUUACGAGUUACUGUGAGGCCACACGCUGAUAUGCUGCCGUGAAAAACUUUCUACGUUCCUCGUCGUCGUAUGCGGCAUCGAAGUUACCAUCUCUGAACGGCACACUCCAUGAUCGAGACGCCAGCAGUUCUUCCGAAGACGCCGACGUUCUUGUAGGGCGCUGGCGGCCGCUUCACCUGGGAAGCCGGGCCGUUUGUGAUCGGGCAUCAGCUGUUUCCUGCGGUUUGCUAACCGCUACUCGUGGCUGAGGAUCGCCUCCGCCUGCUGGCAAAUGUGAACGCAUCAUGUUGUGCCCGUCGGAGCCGGCAGCGGAGAACGGCAUCUCCGUGUGCGUCGCGGCUCCCUCAGCUGCGCCCGCCCCAGUAGUGGUACAAGAUUUCAACGGUGGUCCUGACGGUGGCGUGAAACCAGAAAACACCGGACCGAAUGGAACAGUCGCAAGCGGCAACGGGAGCGGCUGUUGUACUCCCGUCGUCCCCACCACCACUGCGGCCAACUCCGCUUCUGUCGACGCUGACGGAGGCGGCGAUCCCAAGCUAAAGGGGCUGUGCGUCACACAACGCGGCGCCGAGCUCACGGCCGACUCGUACUCGAGUACGGACUCGGGAGGCACGGCGGUGGUAGCACCGCGCUACUGUAACGAUCCUUACUGCCAGCUGAAGGAAGAUGCGACGUCGGUGGUGGUUGCCGUGGUGCCUACACAGGCGGACGGCGUCGUCAGGUCGUGGAAGUGCGAGGUCUGUUGCAAGCAGUUCGCGCAAAAGCACCACCUGCAGACACACUUGCUCUGCCACUCUGGCGUGAAGAGGUUCGAGUGCCAAGUGUGCCACAAAGCAUUCAAGCAGCAGGCACACCUGAACACGCACCUUCUCAUCCACGAAGGUCGGCGACCGCAUCGGUGCCCGCACUGUGACCACAGCUUCCUGCAGGUGACCCACCUGAAGAGACACCUGGUGACUCAUGGUGGCAGCUGCCUGCCUUGCGCUAUCUGUGGCCGGCGCUUUGCAUUUCCGAGUGACCUCUCCGCGCAUGUUGCCAAGCAUCACCCCCCGCCCUUGCUGCGCACAAGCACAGGUGCUCCUGCCCCGCCGGCACACAGACUCCAGUGCGAAGUGUGCGAGCGGCUAUUCCAGUAUCCCAGUCAGCUGCGGGACCACAUGUUGGUGCACACGCAGGUGCGCCGUUUUGCAUGCCCGGACUGUGGCAUGCGCUUUAUGAAGGAGCACCACCUCCGCAAUCACCUUGUCACCCACAGCCCCGUGAAACCGUUCCCCUGCCCUGUCUGUGGGAGGGCCUUUUCCCUCAAGGCCAACAUGGAGAGGCACGUCCUCAUACACGAGGCCCAGCGCAGGUUUGGCUGCGAACGCUGUGGCAAGCGUUUCUCGCAGCCCCAGACGCUGAAGAUGCAUCUAGUGUCACACGCUGAUGUGAAGCCAUACUCAUGCAGUGUCUGUGGCAAGGGCCUGGCAAGGGCGCACAACCUGCGCGCCCACAUGGCCAUCCAUCAGACAAGUAAGCCCCACCGUUGUCCCGACUGCAGUAGCACGUUUACGCUGCGUGGCAACCUAGUGCGGCACCUCAAGGAGAAGCAUGGUCCAGCCAUUAUCCCUGCUGGAUCCGUGGAGGUAGUGAUUGAACCGCAAAGCCCCAACCGCAGUGUGGCCAAACGCAGAAAGAACACACCAAAGCGGCUCAAAAAGUGUGGCGAAGGUUCCGGUGAAGAGGACGGGGACAACGAGGAGGACGGAGAAGAGGAGGAUGGUGAGACAGAGGGAGAACAAGCGGAGGCAGACGAAGUGGAGGUAGGCAGGGACCGGUUCCAGGACCUCUCGGGGCACAAGUAUCAGGGGUUGCCAGGGUCACCAGAAACUGCACGCACUGUUGAAGUCCUUCAGGCCACCGUCUACUACCCUGCCCCCAUUGUGACACAAGAGGUGCCAUCAUCUGAACACAAGCCGUUCUCACUACAUGCGCUCCAGCCAGCUCCAGUGUUUGCAUCACCUGGCAGCUUCUAUGGGGAACUCCCAACAGCAACACCUGCCGCAGUUGGUUCUGAGGAAGUCGGUGCUCGAUUGCAGGCAUUGCAUGCGGCCAUUGAUGACCUGGCGGGCAAGUUGGGUCCUGAUCACGACAAAGUGACGGCCUUGCAUGCAGCAUUGGAUCAGCUUGUGCCUCCAUCACAGCAGCCCAGCUCUGCUGCACCUUGAGAGAUGGCACAGAUCUGCCAACUUUGCAAACUAUUGCAGAGUCCAUAUAAAUUUUUCUUUCUUCUUUGGCAAGUUUUAAUGUGCCACUUUUAAGAAACCAGGACCUUAGACAAACUUGCAUCUGAUGCAUGCUUGUCAGACGCUGCAUACGCAGAUGCUUGAUCCCAAAGUCAUGUAGUUUAUUAGGGCUGAUUCUUGUUAAAGCGCAUUUAGUUCUUCGUGGAGUGGCUGUAGAGCGAACUGCUUGUGGACGUGGCACUGCUGGCAGCACCACCGACUGCUGCUUUCAAAGGAACAAUGUGCGACAGGGUAAACAAGUUUGGCUUUUUUUUUUUUUCAAUCUUUGGCUUUGAAGAAAUGGUGUGCUGAUUCUUCUCAGGCAAUGCCAAGUGCAAAUGAAGAGAAUCUUAUGCAGAUUACUAUCCUGUGUCUGCGAGUGAGUGGACCUGAUUACGUGUGACCUGAGUGACUCCUGCCAGAAUGUGACGUGACUGAAGGAAAGAACUGGGAAAUACGAAUCUUUCUAGUGUUACUUGAAAUGAGUGUUUAUGCAUUGGGGAAGAGCAACCACGCUUUGUGUAGUACACAUAUUUAUGAAAUACAUAUGGUCAGCAUACAUGUGCGUGCGACAGAUUCCUAUAACGCUGCUGGGCUGGCCGGCUCAAAUAUUAUAAUAUUAAAAACGCGAGUAAAUGUGCUUGGAAUGUUUAUACUCCCACUUCAUUCAUGGUAGGCGAUCCUGUGGAGGCUACCGCCCAGUAUACCACCCUAGUAUACCAGUUGGAACAGAAAGAAGGAAGGUAAAAAAAAGCAAUCAGCAGGCUUGUACCCAUUUGAUCAAAACAGAGUUGGACCAUUUUCAGGAUGCUUUGGCCUUUUUCUGUGUACAUAUUAGCACAUUGAAUGAGAACUGUGAACAUAGUUAUCUUGGGAGAACAAUUGCAUAACGAAAAAAUCCCUAAAGAAUGAAACUGCCUCAGCAAAGCUCUGCAGUUUUUAUAUGCUCUUUAGAAAGGCACUUAAAAAGUUGGUAAUUUACAUGUUAAGUGGCUGCUGUGGUUGGUUGCACCAUAUACAGGGUGUCCCAGCUAAAAGUAGCCAAUGUUUUAAAAACGACGGAGCGUGCUAGGAGGCUCAAACCAACUCGGUGGUGUUGAGGAUCGCGUGUCCUAGUCUGCAGUAUUUUUUUCAUUUUGCAAAGUCAAUUAAUUAGUAUAAACUAAUUGCCUAACUUUUUAAAUAUUGGCAUCACCAAGAAAGUGCCAAUACAAAAGUUAUAGAUCACAUUUAAAAAUGGCCGACUGAAGUGUUUGCAACUAAAUACCAUUGAUGCAACUCCUUGCAAUUGCCUUUAAAGAAAGCCCGCGAAAUACAAAAACAACCACGUGAUCGCGCCACUAUUUCAGCGCCCCCAGACAACCGAUCAGUACAUGCUUUUCUCGCUCGCGUGCCCUGUCGCGAUCGGGCACACAGAGCGAUCAAGCGGCAGUGAUGAAGGUGUGUCGUGCUUCGACGUGACGUGGCAUAAACAUAUCAUUCGCUCCGCUUGUGUAAUGAAGCCCUAACACACAAAGUAAGAAAAAGAAAAAAGAAAAGAAGCUCGGGAUUGAGUAAUCUUGACCGCAGAAGUGUUUAAUCGGGAAGGAAAAUGCACUUGUCAUGUUCUAUUCGUUCGCGAUCUUAUCUUACUAGCGAGAGUUGCUGGCGCGUGCCUUGCGGCCACCUGAAACGCCAAGCCCGUCGCGGAACCGUUGUACAAAUAUGUGGAUUUCAUUUCUUGAUCGAUCGUCUGGGAGCGCUGAAAUAGUGGCGCUAUCACGUGGUUGUUUUUGUAUUUUGCGGGCUUUCUUUAAAGGCAAUUACAAGAAGCUCCAUCAAUGGUACUUACUUGCAAACACUUUAGUCGGCCAUUUUUAAAAGUGAUCUUCAACUUUCGUAUUAGCACUUUCUUGGUGAAGUCAAUAUUUAAUAAGUUAGGCAAUUAGUUUAUACUAAUUAAUUGACUUCACGAAACGAAAAAAAUUGUGCAGGCUAGGACACGCGAUCCUCAACACCACUGAGUUGGUUUGAGCCUCCUAGCACACUCCGUCGUUUUUAAAACAUUCGCUACAUUUAGCUGGGACACCCUGUAUGUGCAUCUGUUAAUAAAAUCCAGUGAAUAAUUUAGAUUCACCUAUAUGCCACACACAUUCAACACACACACACACAUAAAUAUAUAUAUAUAUAUGUGUGUGUGUGUGUGUGUGUGUGUGUGUGUGUGUGUGUGGUGAUAAGCUUUAAGUGUUACAGAAUAUUUAAACAUCGCCUGUUGCAAAUAACAUAGUUCUAGUCCUUCAGCGGGAUUAUUCAGAGAGGUGGACAUUACUUGCACGAGAUAUUGAAACAUAUUUAAUUAAUGAACAAAAAUUAACUAAUUAACUUGUUGAUAACUUCACGGCAGAUAUUGCAAUUUACGAAUGGUAGCCAGCGAGUUUGCAAGGCGUAUCCACUUGAAUCUCCAGGAUAACAUCAGUUUGGAGAUAUGCACCAUCAAGCUCUCCAUAAAAAUGCACUGUUCCACUUUUUUGGCCAACCGCUGUUUUAUGCAUUGAAGCACGAAAGUAACUGGAAUGCCCAUGUAUCACACUUUCGGAAAUAAUAUCUCGAAACUGGUGUUUUCAUGGAAAUUCAUUUCAAAUGGAUACAUCUCAUCGGCUACAAUUCAUAAACUGCAAUAUGUGCCAUAAAGUGAUUAAUUAGGAGUAGUGAAAUUUUGUUAGUCAGUUGAAUAUGUGCUUCGAUUUCUUGUGCUAGUAAUGUCCACCUCUUCAAAUAAUCCAGCUCAAGGGCAAGAAUUACAUGAUCUGCUACCGGCGAUUUUUAAAAACUCCAUAAAACUUAAAUAUGAUCACAGUGUAUAUAUAAUGUUUCCUGUAAGAAAGAUAAUGGUACAGUAUUACUUAAAGUACAGUGGUAUGCAAUGUUUUAUUACAGUCGACUUCCGUUAAUUUCACCCUGACGGGACCGACGAAAUUAAUCGAAAUAUCCGGUGUGACGAAUUAAACACGAUGCAGAAAAACCGUCGGAGCACAUUGUUGAUUCAUUUGGCAGUAUUUGCCCAAUUAUAACACGCCCCAUGAAUCGAACUGCUCACCCACUUUCUAUGCGUCCAAAGUAACUAACAUAGUAAAGAUAAUAAAGCUCUCAAACAAAGCAAAAAUCUAACACGCACCCAAAUUUUUAUGUGAGGGGGAACCAAGGGUUAUGUGUUGCACAAUGGUAGCCAGUUCUCUAAAGGCAAAUUCCCCGCAAUACCUCCGUGCUAUGCGGCAAAGCAUAUGAACGUUGCGAAGGCAGUUUUGGUUUUGUAUGAGAUUCUACCGCGCAGGAAAUUUUCAGCCCAGUUUUCUUGAAAAAGGAAGCUGCUUGCUAGAAUUGGGCAAGUACCAAAAUCAGACAUUUCAAGCUGGGGCAGGCCGAAAAUAGGCGUUUCUGACGAGUGAUAACGUGCGUUCAACGCAUUCCCUGUCCCCAGGGCUGGGCAGUAUCGAAGAUGCAUGUAUCUUAGAUGCUAUCUCAGAUACUCUGGUUAUCUUGUAUCUGUAUCAUGAUAUGUCUGGCAAAACGUGUAUCAGUAUCUGUAUUUCCAAUACAUAAAAGAAUGUAUCGUGUGUCUUGAGAUACAAGGUACUGCUAUCGCAACAUCACCAUGCGAAACUACAAACGUUGGCUGAACUCCGCUUCUCAAGCUGAUAAUGCUGCCACUAGGCCACCUGAAUAAAACUAAAGGCAGCAACAUUCUUCUAUCUUUCUGCCAGAGCUCUCCAGCGAGGGUAGGCGAUGAGGUAUGCGCGUCCCUAUUGGAGGAGCAGGGUAACGUGGUGGCACUCACGCCAUCUCAACAAACAGUGAUAUAUUAAUGGACAAGGUAAAACUCCACAGCAGUAUUUGCGCCAUCAUGCAGAUGCUUCUUAUUGACAUUCUUGUAAUUAGAUGGCAACCCACUAACUGGUCGGCAAGCAGAGCAGCGAUUCCCAUCAAUUACAAAAGUGACAAACAAACCGCUGACAGCGCAGCACAUAGAGGUUCAUGUUAAACAGCUAAAGCAACCCCAAUAAAUCGUUUCGGAAUGAAAAUAUUAUACUGUGAGCAAGAAAGACAAAAAUUUUGAGAUACUAACAGACAUUUCAUUCAAGUGUAACAAGGUUGGUCGGAGUUAAGAAAUUUGCAAGCAAACAUUUUUUUUGCAUACGCGUUUGCUGCUACAAUAUGUAGAUCUGUAAUAAGAAAUUUGUGAAUGUAUCGAAGUAUCUUAAGAUAAAAAUGAAA
Molecule: messenger RNA, 6793 nt
Organism: Dermacentor silvarum
Lineage: Eukaryota; Metazoa; Arthropoda; Arachnida; Ixodida; Ixodidae
Product: zinc finger protein 366-like
Biological process (GO): regulation of transcription by RNA polymerase II
Cellular component (GO): nucleus
Molecular function (GO): RNA polymerase II transcription regulatory region sequence-specific DNA binding; DNA-binding transcription factor activity, RNA polymerase II-specific
Source: RefSeq, a predicted model, not a curated record